CAUACACACAGCCAGACUGUGAGAAUCCACCGUGCAGGUCACUUCCUUCUACCCAGACUCACAGCUAUUCUGCUUAUUGAACAGCUUCAAUGGCAGAUUAUAACACCACAACUUCAAUGGCAGAUAAUAGCACUACAGCUUCAACGGCAAUGGCAGAUUAUAACACCACAGACACUUCACCAAACGCUACUGCCAUAUUAACAACCAGUUCACCAACCACUAAUGAAACAUUUACAGACACUUCACCAAACACUACUUCCAUAUUAACAACCAAUUCACCAACCACUAAUGGCACAUUUAAAGACACUUCACCAACCACUACUGCCCUUUUAACAGCCACCAUAGAGAGCACAAAUAAUACAACAAAUAUUACUACAGGAGGGUACCCUGAAAGUAGUAUGAUUACUACAGGAGGGUACCCUGAAAGUAGUAUGAUUACUACAGGAGGGUACCUUGAAACAAACACGACAACAAGCAACUCAACCACAAAUCUAAUCACUACAACACCACAUAACGCAAAUAAUAUCACUACAACACCACAUAACGCAAAUAAUAAUGCAUUAGCAAUUGGUCUUGGUGUUGGAAUACCUUGUGGAGUGCUGCUCCUUGUUGGAAUUGCUGUUUUAAUCUACUUUCUUAUUAAGCGCAGAAACAAUCAGGGCCUAUGCAACACCAAGAAGGAAGAGAAAGAACCUUCAGAAAAUGAGUAUGAAACCACCAUGCCGAUUCCACGGGUUAAACCAACGAACAAUACUUAUUAUAACAUUUCUUUAAACCACUAUGAAAGUGCACCAGAUGAUCCUAUAUAUGAAAGAACAUUAAAUUUGAAGUAACAAAAGCCA
This is a messenger RNA of Xenopus laevis (African clawed frog), 842 nucleotides long. Its product is annotated as integumentary mucin C.1-like. The record is from RefSeq and is a predicted model, not a curated record. Lineage: Eukaryota; Metazoa; Chordata; Amphibia; Anura; Pipidae. Bases 90 to 833 code for a protein of 247 amino acids. The transcript is spliced from 18 exons.